AUGGCAAAUAAAUGUCAGCCUCUCUCUCUCUCUCUCUCUCUCUCUCUCUCUCUCUCUCUCUCUCUCUCUCUCUCUCUCUCUCUCUCUAUCCCUCCCUCCCUCCUCUCUCUCUCUCUCAUCAUUAAUUUUCCCCCUCCCUCUUUUAUCUUAGGCAAGAAUUUGUGGGGACCGAUUUUCAUUUUCUCUUCGCAACAACAAAAAAUCGUUUUAGCAACAGUCUUCUCCCUCUUUCCUAUCAUAUUCCUCCCCUCCCCUAACAUCAAAGCUCACGCACCUUUUCUUUCCUCUUUUUGUUCUUUCUUUCUUUCUUUUUCUUUCUUUUUCUUUCUUUUUUUCCUCCACUACUUUUGCUUCUUCUUUUUAUUUUAUUUAUAUUUUCUCUUUCUUUUUGUUCGUUUGUUUUUUUCUUUCUUUCUUUUCCCUAUUUCUAUUUUGCGUCUAUUUCAUUCUUUCUCUAUUUUCUUUCUUCUUUUCUUUAUUUCUUUUCCUUCUCUAUUUUUGCUUUUUCCUAUUCUUACUUUAUUUGUUUCUUUCUUUUCCGUAUUUUUUAUUUUCUAUCUAUUUUACUUUCUUCUUUUUUCUUUUUCUUUCAUCUUUUCUUUCUUUAUUUAUUUUUACUGUCACCUUUUUUCUCUCCUUCUUUCGUUCUUUCUUUUACCGUACCUUCUUCUCUUCCAACUAUUCUUUUCGCAUUUUUCUUAUCCCCUCUCUCUCUCUCUCUCUCUCUCUCUCUUUCACACACACACUCUCUCUCUCUCUCUCACACACACACACACAAACUUUUUCUUCCUUUCUCUUUUUGCCCCGUAUUUGUCAAGCCAAAUAUUUAUACAAAUUGCAUUUCCUGUACACGAAACCUUGUGUUAG
Acanthosepion pharaonis is the source of this 867-nucleotide messenger RNA. NCBI's taxonomy places the organism in Eukaryota, Metazoa, Mollusca, Cephalopoda, Sepiida, Sepiidae. The record is from the annotation of a GenBank genome assembly.